This is a messenger RNA of Tachysurus vachellii, 1020 nucleotides long. Its product is annotated as stress-associated endoplasmic reticulum protein 1-like. The transcript has 3 exons. Gene Ontology annotation, cellular component: endoplasmic reticulum. Bases 98 to 295 code for a protein of 65 amino acids. The record is from RefSeq and is a predicted model, not a curated record. Gene Ontology annotation, biological process: endoplasmic reticulum unfolded protein response. NCBI's taxonomy places the organism in Eukaryota, Metazoa, Chordata, Actinopteri, Siluriformes, Bagridae.
UUUUUUUUUUUUCCCCUCGUUACACCGAAAGUGUGUCACAGAUUGUGUGCGGUUUUUGUAAAACAAAAGCAGUGCUGAGACGCGCAGCUCCGUCGAGAUGGUGGCGAAACAGAGAAUCCGCAUGGCCAACGAGAAGCACAGCAAAAACAUCACGCAGCGAGGCAACGUCAAAUCAUCGAAAACUACCACGGACGACAAAGUGGCAGUGGGUCCGUGGCUCCUGGCGCUUUUUAUCUUUGUCGUGUGUGGGUCAGCCAUAUUCCAGAUCAUCCAGAGCAUCCGAAUGGGAAUGUAACAGGAAUCGCGGCCGCACCGCACAGCGACGACUCGCCGUUCCUAACGUUCUCCUGCUCCUUCGCACAAUAACGGAAUUCCUCUCGCCACCUUUUUCCGGGGGUUUAAUUAUUUUUAGCGAUUUUUCUGUGGUCCGAGGUGGAUCGGCACGCUGUUCCUCUUUCCUGUGCCUUACUAUCACGAGAGAGAUCCUGUCAAAGCUGUUAACCGCCGUCCAAUACGCUUUGUUCUCUCAGUGCAAGCUAAGAUGUGAAUCGUCUUAAUUUCUUACAUUCCUCUGGAUUAUGUGAUAAUUUUAUCUUGUGAUUUUUUUAGUAUUCAACUGACCAAAAUAGCGGGGAAUUUCGCAGAAGGAGAUAAAAGCCGGGGAACAGAACAGAAUCAUGGAAAGCAAUCAAUGAAUUUAAAGAUCGACCUUCUCCAUUCGACCACUAAUGUAAUUCUCUUCCAUUCCUCAUUCUGAUUUUUUUUUUUUUUUUUUUUUUUUAAUCAUUUUGUUUAUUCUAGCAGUAUUUCUGUCGCCUGCCUCUUUUUGUUUCAGUUCUGAUUAGAGCCAUAGUUUUUGGGGUUUUACUUAUGGGUUUCAUGUCAUUUACAGUUCUCAGGCACAUAUACUGCUCUUUGGCAUAACCCCCCCCACAGUAACCUAGAAAUUGUGUGUAGUCUGACUCGAUGGAAGCUUUGAAUAAGUUCAUGGGGUGAAACUGAAAUAAAAUGUCAUUGAGA